Raphanus sativus (radish) is the source of this 2175-nucleotide messenger RNA. RefSeq names its product la-related protein 1C-like. NCBI's taxonomy places the organism in Eukaryota, Viridiplantae, Streptophyta, Magnoliopsida, Brassicales, Brassicaceae. Bases 213 to 1799 code for a protein of 528 amino acids. The record is from RefSeq and is a predicted model, not a curated record. Gene Ontology annotation, molecular function: RNA binding. The transcript is spliced from 6 exons.
AUAAAAAAAAGAAGAGGAACGGAGAAAGAGAGAGGAGACGAAGACUGCUCGCUCGCUCCUCCAUCGUCGUCUGAUCAUUUUGCAUUACUCAAACCCUAACCCUAGUUUUCUCUGGUUCCGGUCGGAACUCUCUUCACCUCUAACUCGUUUUGCUUUAGACUCAGCUCAUCGACACUCUCUUAACAAACCCUAAUUUUUGACCCCCCCUGAUCAUGGCCUCCGCCGCUACCAAUAACUCCACUUCUUCUUCUUCUAUCUCCCCUCGUCACGUGACCGACUCUCCUCGUCACGUGAGCGAGAAUCGCGGCAGCCCCACUGCUACACAACCGCGCCGUCCCUCUCGGCAGGUCUCUUCUCCCUGGACUCAGAUCGUCCGCGGCGAAUCGGAGCCGCCGACGAUCGCCGCCGCCGCCGCCGCUCCUCCUUCCAAGGCCCCGAUCGACCAGAUUGCUUCCGCUCCCGUCGCUGCUCCACCUGCUCCUCCUCUUUUGACGGCGGAAGAGUCUGGUGAUCAAGGCGAGUCCACCGGAAAGAAGCCGGUUUGGAACCGGCCGUCUAACGGAGCUUCCGAGAUCGCGCCUGUCAUGGGAGCUUCGUCGUGGCCUGCUCUCUCCGAGACUACCAAAGCUCCUCCUUCGAACAAGUCUUCCUCUGAUUCAAGUAUCGGCGAUGUACCAUCAUCCUCCGUUUCUCAGGGAGCUGCUAGUGCUUCUGUUCCUGCACCAAAGCAACUCGGCCGUGCAAACAACCCCAAUCCAACACCAAACCACUCAGCGCGCCAGAGAUCAUUCAAACGGAACGGCGCCUCUGCUAACGGUACUGUGCCUCAGCCAACAGCGCAGGGUUCACUUGUUGAAGGCGCUUCUUCGCACAAUCCUUCUCCGAGAGGCCAGAGCCAGAAGAAUAAUGGCUUUGCUGCAUCGCAAACUCAUGGUGGUGGUACUACUGACAACCAACGAGACUCGCACAGGAACCAAAACGGUAACCAUCACCACCACCAUCACCAAAAUCACGGUGGCAGGCGCAAUCAGGAGCACGGGAACCAGAACUGGAAUUUCCACAGAAGCUUUAACGGGAGAGAUGGAAAUAAUGCGCAAUCGCAAAGAGGUGCUCCAGCGUUUGUGAGAUAUGCACCACCCCCGCCUCCACCACCACCUGUGCAGGCGAUUCCUCCUCAGUUUAUGGCGGCUCAGUCUAUUCAGUCUUUCGGCAGUCCUGUGCCUUUCCCUCCUGAAUUGGCUCCUCCGUUUUAUCCCGGUGGUAUGCCUUUCGUCGCUCCUCUCUCACCUGGUCCAGUCUUCUACCAUGUCCAAGAUCCUCCUUUAAGCAUUAAACUACAGAAUCAAAUUCAUUAUUAUUUUAGUGAAGAGAAUUUGAUUAAAGACACAUAUCUCCGUGAGCAAAUGGAUGAUCAGGGUUUUGCUCCUCUAUAUGUGAUUGCUGGUUUCAGAAAGGUUGCAGAACUUACAGACAGCAUCCAGCAAAUAGUGGAGGCUCUACAAGGUUCACCUUUUGUUGAAGUGCAGGGUGACAGAAUAAGGAAGCGCCAUUACUGGCAACAUUGGCUGAUUCCUAAAGAGACGAACCCUGCGGUUCCAAACCCUCAACCUGUUGAUGCAGUAGCAAGCCGAGUUGGAAAUUUAUCGAUUGGUCAGAGCUCAGCAGAGCCAAUUGGUGGUUCAGGUAGUCAGCUGCAACCUGCGGAAGCAGAAAACAAAGCUGUUUCAGAUGGUCAGCCAGAGUCUUCUGGUGUUGAUCCAGUGAGCAACAGUAAUGGCUCAGGCGGUGCAAACCGUUGACCAUCACGCUGUAUGGAGCUGUUGGUUAGUGUUGGAGAUGAAGUAUAUUAUUUUGUCCUGCCCAAAAAUCAGGAAAAACAACAAUAAUGAAGGGGAAUCUCAAAAAAAAAAAACAGAGGUAAAGGUAAGGCAUAGACCCAAAAAGAGAAAAGAGACUUAUAUUUUUAAAAAAAAAACAGAGAAAGAAUCAAACAUUUGUGAUUCUUCUAGCUAGCGGAAACUUUUGCAUGUUUAUGUUUUUUUUUGGUUUUGGUGGUUUUUGGAUGUUGCUAAUAACUUUCUUUUAGUUUUAUGUUACUUUGUUACAAACAAUGGGCAUUGACGGUUGCUUGUAACCAUUGUUAUUUUAUGGGAUUAUCCGUUGUUGUUUGCAGUA